Nothobranchius furzeri (turquoise killifish) is the source of this 2154-nucleotide messenger RNA. RefSeq names its product RNA-binding protein 39. Gene Ontology annotation, biological process: mRNA processing. NCBI's taxonomy places the organism in Eukaryota, Metazoa, Chordata, Actinopteri, Cyprinodontiformes, Nothobranchiidae. Gene Ontology annotation, molecular function: U1 snRNP binding; RNA binding. Gene Ontology annotation, cellular component: nucleus. The record is from RefSeq and is a predicted model, not a curated record.
CAUUAAAAAAACAGAGAAGAAGAAGUAGACGAAGGAAGGAGACGGAAGUAGGGUGUUAGGCCACGAUCUGCUAAGAAUAGCUGUUGGGCGGAUGAAGAAAAGAUUACACUACAUCGAAAAUUGUGACUUUAUCUAGACUUUGUGUGUGCAGCGAAAAGAAAAUCGUCGAGGCGAAUCUCCUCAGCAUACAUUAGAAGUGGUUUAAACUUUUGGCACACCGAUUUAUCCAUUUUAUAAGGAUCAACAUGGCUGACGACUUUGACGUUGAGGCCAUGCUAGAGGCUCCAUACAGAAAGGAUGAGAACAAAUCCUCUCAUGCAAACGGACACGAAGAACAUAACAAGAAAAAGAGGAGGAGCAGAAGCCGAAGUCCUGGCUCGAGGAAGAAGAGAAGCAGGAGCAGAAGCAAAGAUAAAAGGAAGAGUAAGAAGAGAAGCAAGAGCCGAGAAAGAAAACGCAGCCGCAGCAGAGAACGCCAUCGCAGCCGCUCACGAAGCAAGGAGCGGUCCGGGCGGUACAAAGGCCGCAAGAGUCCCAUCCGGAAACGUUCCAAAAGUCGCACUCCUGUCAAAAAAGAGAAGAGUCCCGUUAGGCAACCGAUCGAUAAUCUGACACCAGAAGAGCGAGAUGCUCGCACCGUUUUCUGUAUGCAACUUGCUGCAAGAAUCAGAGCCAGAGAUCUGGAGGAUUUCUUUUCAGCCGUUGGAAAGGUCAGAGAUGUGCGUAUAAUUUCUGACAGAAACUCUCGCAGGUCAAAGGGCAUUGCCUAUAUUGAGUUUGUGGAGUCGUCUUCUGUACCGCUGGCAAUUGGACUGACGGGUCAAAGGCUCUUAGGAGUGCCAAUCAUUGUUCAAGCCUCUCAGGCAGAGAAAAACCGAGCAGCAGCUGCAGCAAAUAAUCUGCAGAAGGGCAGCGCAGGUCCGAUGAGGUUGUAUGUGGGCUCACUGCACUUCAACAUCACCGAAGAAAUGCUGCGAGGGAUCUUUGAGCCAUUUGGAAAGAUUGAAGGAAUCCAGCUCAUGAUGGACAGUGAAACUGGGAGAUCUAAAGGAUAUGGCUUCAUAUCUUUUGCAGAUGCAGAAUGUGCUAAGAAAGCCCUGGAGCAGCUAAAUGGCUUUGAGCUGGCUGGAAGGCCCAUGAAGGUGGGACACGUCACAGAGCGCUCAGACUCCUCAACCGCCAGCUCAUUCCUCGAUAACGAUGAACUGGAGCGGACUGGCAUCGACUUGGGAACUACAGGGCGCCUGCAGCUUAUGGCACGACUAGCAGAAGGUACUGGCUUGAAGAUUCCUCCAGCUGCUCAGCAGGCUCUACAGAUGACUGGGUCCAUUCCCUUUGGGGGUAUAGCUGCUCCAGCAGUUCCAUCUCCAGCUCCAAGCCAAGCUUUGAACCUUCCAUCACAGCCUCUGGCCACACACUGCCUUCAACUGUCCAACCUGUUCAACCCACAAGCAGAACAAGAUCCAAACUGGGCCAAUGAAAUCCAGGAUGAUGUGAUCGAUGAGUGCAACAAGCAUGGAGGAGUUGUUCAUAUCUAUGUUGAUAAAAACUCUCAAGGUAAUGUGUACGUGAAGUGCCCCUCAAUCCCAGCAGCGAUGGCAACGGUAAAUGCACUUCAUGGACGCUGGUUUGCAGGUAAAAUGAUUACGGCUGCUUAUGUUCCUUUACCAACCUACCACAACCUUUUUCCUGAUUCAGUAACAGCAAAGCAGCUUCUAAUGCCUUCACGUCGAUAGUUACAAUUCUCAGUCCAUGUAAAUACCUUUGUUUGCAUUCAUGAAAAUUUAAUUGAUGCAAAGUUGCAUUGGAAAUGAGAUGGCUGUGUGUUAUUAAAGUGCCCUCAUGUUGACCAUUGAUUUUUUUUCCUCCCUCAAGUUGAAUUUAAUUUUUGUGGAUUUGUUGUAAACCAUGACUCAAAGUAAUCUGCAGGUAUCUAUUGGUCUGUAUGUUUUUAAAUAUUACUGUCGUAUCUGCUUGUUAAAAUCAGCUGUUUUAGAUUUGAAAGACAAUGCAAAGUUACAAAAAUGUUGCUAACAGCCCUCAAAUGUUGAAAGUAUAUAAAUGUCAACAGUAAUCCUUUGUAACUUUGUACAGCCAUUUCCUUUUUGUAUGAAGGCUUCAAAUAAAUCUGGAAAAUGUUGCUUUUUUCCCCCA